AUUUUGUUUAUGCAAAAAUCUUAUAAAUAUAUAUUUUUUAAUUGGAGUAGAAACGAACUAUAAGGCUUCGUUGCCGGCGAUCUGAAGGCGGCGAAAGCGGAGAGUGCGGAGCUCUCUCAAGCUCUGGUCCUUUUCUUCUCUUUCAGGACAAUAUCUUUUAGAAAAAAUGGGUGCUGGAGGUCGAAUGUCCUCUCCUUCAUCCCUCAAGAAAUCAGAUUCUGACAACUUGAAGCGAGUUCCGUCCACAAAACCACCAUUCACCCUUGGUGAGCUCAAAAAAGCCAUUCCCCCACAUUGCUUUCAGCGUUCGGUUCUCCGCUCAUUCUCUUAUGUCGUUUAUGAUCUUACCUUAGCUUCGAUCUUCUAUUACAUUGCAACCACUUACUUCCAAAACCUCUCUAGCCUCUUGUUUUAUCCAGCCUGGGCUUUAUACUGGGUUGCCCAAGGCUGCAUCCUAACUGGCGUAUGGGUCAUUGCCCACGAGUGUGGCCACCACGCUUUCAGUGAUUACCAGUGGCUCGAUGACACUGUUGGCCUUAUCCUACACUCUGCCCUCCUGGUCCCUUACUUCUCUUGGAAAUACAGCCACCGCAGACACCAUUCCAACACCGGUUCUCUUGAGCGAGAUGAAGUCUUUGUCCCUAAACAGAAAUCCGCUAUCAAAUGGUACUCCACAUACCUCAACAACCCACUUGGCCGUAUCUUCACACUCACUAUCCAACUCGUCCUAGGCUGGCCUCUCUACUUGGCCUUCAAUGUCUCCGGCCGACCCUACGACCGUUUGGCCUGCCACUACGACCCAUACAGCCCCAUCUACUCCGACCGUGAGCGGUUGCAGAUAUUCAUCUCUGAUGCUGGGCUGCUGGCCAUCACUUACGGACUCUACCGCCUCAUUCUGGCCAAAGGCCUCACCUGGGUGGUCUGUGUUUACGGAGUGCCAUUGCUGAUUGUAAACGGGUUCCUUGUCCUAAUCACAUUCCUCCAACACACUCACCCGGCAUUGCCGCAUUACGAUUCCUCAGAAUGGGACUGGCUGAGAGGCGCUUUAGCGACAGUAGACAGAGACUACGGCAUCUUGAACAAGGUAUUCCACAACAUCACUGACACUCAUGUGGCCCAUCAUUUGGUCUCCACAAUGCCACAUUACCACGCGAUGGAAGCAACCAAGGCAAU
This is a messenger RNA of Cucurbita pepo subsp. pepo (vegetable marrow), 1173 nucleotides long. The record is from RefSeq and is a predicted model, not a curated record. NCBI's taxonomy places the organism in Eukaryota, Viridiplantae, Streptophyta, Magnoliopsida, Cucurbitales, Cucurbitaceae.